Molecule: messenger RNA, 2439 nt
Organism: Cataglyphis hispanica
Lineage: Eukaryota; Metazoa; Arthropoda; Insecta; Hymenoptera; Formicidae
Gene: Mocs1
Product: molybdenum cofactor biosynthesis protein 1
Exons: 8
Coding region: 489-2216 (575 amino acids)
Biological process (GO): Mo-molybdopterin cofactor biosynthetic process
Molecular function (GO): metal ion binding; 4 iron, 4 sulfur cluster binding; GTP 3',8'-cyclase activity
Source: RefSeq, a predicted model, not a curated record
UACAGUGACAGGUGACGGACUGUAUGCAUGUGCAGGCAUGACAGAUGAUUGAUUGGAAUUAAUGAAAGAAUGAUUGAUAUCGGUCAUAUCAGCUGAUAUCACUUGAUAUUCAUCAUGAAGCACAAUUGAAAUUAUGAUAUAGAAAAAAAAGCAAAAAAUGAACGAUUAUUUCGAAUCGUUCAGAGCACGUGAUUUAACAACUCUAUCAGAUGAUGACAUAUUGGAUAGACAUGACAGUGCACCUUUCUAUAAGAAAAACAUUGAGAUAUCAUGACAUAGGAAAUUAUAUAAUUGUUUUUUGCUGAAAGGAUGCAUAAUAAUACAUAAAAGGAUACGUAAUAUACGAAUCAUUUAUCGAAUAUACGAUUAUUUAUUAUAUACGAUUAUUAUCAUCAAGUAACAUAACAGGAUUAGGGGAUUUUAAGGAUUUUCCUGUUGUUUCUUUUUUUCUUCUUUCCCAAUACAUAUUUUUAGUGUAUAUUAUAUAAAUGUUUCGAAAGUCCAAUUUCGUCAAGCGACUUUAUGGUGCUGCAAAUGCAUCGACAGAGAUUGCUGCAGUUGCAGAGACCUCGACUCGAUUGCAGCUGCUUAGAACGAGAUUGCAAAAGGAUCAGCAACAUGGAAUACUUACAGAUACAUUUGGGCGUAAACAUACAUAUCUCCGGAUAUCCGUCACAGAGCGUUGCAAUCUUCGCUGUACAUAUUGUAUGCCUGCGGAAGGCGUCAAAUUGACCAAGAAAGAAAAUAUUUUGAAAACAGACGAGAUAAUACAGAUAGCUGAUCUUUUUGUCAAGGAAGGAAUACGAAAAAUACGUUUGACUGGUGGUGAGCCUACAGUGCGUAAGGAUAUUGUUGACAUUGUUGGGCAACUCAAGCAAUUGGUAGAUUUAGAACAGAUUGCAAUCACAACUAAUGGGUUGACAUUGACUCGUCAGCUGCCAGCUCUCCAAAGAGCAGGAUUGGAUGCAUUGAAUAUAUCAUUGGAUACUCUUAAAGAGGAACGUUUCGAGAUAUUUACUCGCAGGAAAGGUUGGAUGAGAGUUAUGGCUUCUAUAGAUCUUGCUGUUCAACUUGGUUAUAAUCCUGUAAAAAUCAAUUGUGUGAUAAUGCGAGGACGGAACGAUGAUGAAAUAAUUGAUUUUAUCGAUUUCACAAAAGAACGACCUAUCGAUGUACGUUUCAUAGAAUAUAUGCCAUUUCAAGGAAAUGAAUGGAAUGAAAAUAAGAUGGUUUCUUUCGACGAGAUGAAAAGAAUAAUCAGAAAAAAAUAUCCAGAUUUCCAAGCUUUGCCAAAUCAGCCCAAUGAUACGUCCAAGGCUUAUCAUGUGCCAGGAUUUGUAGGACAAGUUGGAUUUAUUACAUCCAUGAGCCAACACUUUUGUGAUUCGUGUAAUCGCUUGAGAAUAACAGCAGACGGAAAUUUAAAAGUAUGUUUAUUUGAAGGAAAAGGUGAAGUCUCGCUUAGAGACGCUUUGCGAAAUGGAGCUUCGGAAGACGCACUUAAGGAUUUGAUAAGAAAAGCAGUGUCACGGAAAAAGAAGCAACACGCAGGAAUGUUCAAUCUUACUCGGAUGGAAAAUAGGCCAAUGAUUCUGAUCGGAGAUAAUCAUAUGGAGAAAUUUUAUCACAAAAUGCACAAGUACAAAAUGUAUAACAUCGCAUCGAUGCGAUAUAAAUAUUUACCGUAUACCCCAAUGUACCUUAAAAAUAAUGCUAAUAUUAGAAUGUAUUCAUCAUUAUCGCACAUAGAUGAGACCGGUAAAGCGAAUAUGGUAGAUGUUGGAUUGAAAAGCGAUAGUAAACGCGCAGCAAUAGCGAGAGGAUUCGUCAAGGUUGGUCCUAUUAUCAGUAAUCUGAUUGCGGAGAACAAUGUGAAGAAAGGCGACGUGUUAUCGGUGGCGCAAUUGGCCGGUAUCAUGGCAGCGAAACGUACCUCCGACCUUAUCCCUCUGUGUCAUCCGCUCGUCUUGUCUUACGUAAACGUACGUCUAAGAUUGAUCGAGGAAUUACACAGUGUGGAAAUUAUAUCAGAAGUCAGAUGUGCCGGUAAGACGGGUGUCGAAAUGGAAGCUUUAACCGCUGUGAGUAUAGCGGCGCUUACAAUCUACGACAUGUGCAAAUAUGCAGCUACUCCUGGUACAAUGCAAAUACAUGGUAUAGAAUUGAUAUCGAAAACGGGUGGUACAAAGGGUGACUUUGCAAUAGAUAAAACGUAAACAGUUUAUCUUUAUCUCAUCGAAUUCAUCAAUAGCAUGAAGAUUCUUUCUGUCGCGUUUCUAAAGUUUUAAAUAAUAUAGAACAGUAUGUAUACAAAAUGUAUCAAUGUAUACAAAUGUAUACAUUGGUACAUUUACAAUUGGUACAUACAUACAUAAUGUUUACAAAUACCAAAUUGCUCAAAGACGGGAGUAUAAAAAAAGGAGUUAUUAUGAAUGUUUA